UCCUGUUUCUCCCGUUCCCAGUUCACCAGAAGGAUGCAGUGGAGAAGGAGGCCAAGGUGAUCAUUCUGGAGGCUGGAAUCACAGAUAGAAGCCAGAUAAACCAGAUACCUACCAAGUACAGCACGGCCGAGUCCACCAAGUACAUGAUCCUGACAGUGGUGUCUAUCCUGUGUAUCGUGGCUGUGCUGCUGGCCUCCACUGUGGUCUACUGCCUCCGACACCGCUCUCACCACAAGCUCAAGGAGAAGCUCACCAACCUGGGAACAGACACAGGCAGCGAUGCUACCUCCACCUAUCAGGAGCUGUGUCGUCAGCGGAUGUCGGUCAAGCCGCCGGCGGAGCGUCCAGAGCCGAUGCACAGUGUGUCGUCACGGCUCAACAGUGUGUCGUCCCAAUUCAGCGACGGGGGGCCCAUGGUCAGCCCCUCGGCACGAAGCUCCACCUCCUCCUGGUCUGAGGAACCCGUCCACUCCAACAUGGACAUCUCCACUGGACACAUGAUCCUGUCUUACAUGGAGGACCACCUGAAGAACAAGAAUCGUCUGGAGAAGGAGUGGGAGGCUCUGUGUGCGUAUCAGGCUGAGCCCAACGCCUCCACUACAGGCCUGGGGGCCGGGAACACAAAGAAGAACCGCUCCAAUGCUGUGGUGGCCUAUGAUCACUCAAGAAUUGCCUUGAAGGUUGAAAACAGCCACAGCAAUUCAGAUUACAUCAAUGCCAGCCCAAUUAUGGAUCAUGACCCACGGAACCCAGCCUACAUCGCUACUCAAGGCCCUCUUCCCUCCACGGUGGCUGAUUUCUGGCAGAUGGUUUGGGAGAAUGGCUGUGUGGUCAUUGUCAUGCUGACGCCCCUCACUGAGAGUGGAGUCAAACAGUGUUACCACUACUGGCCUGACGAGGGGUCCAACCUCUACCACAUCUACGAGGUGAACCUGGUGUCGGAGCACAUCUGGUGUGAUGACUUCCUGGUUCGUAGUUUCUACCUAAAGAACAUGCAGACCAACGAGACUCGCACCGUCACACAGUUCCACUUCCUUACCUGGCUCAACCAGAAUGUCCCUGAGUCCAGUCGGACACUCCUGGACUUCCGCAGAAAGGUUAACAAGUGCUACCGGGGAAGGUCUUGUCCUAUAAUAGUCCACUGCAGCAACGGCGCCGGGAGGAGUGGAACAUACAUUCUGAUUGACAUGGUUCUCAAUAAGAUGGCUAAAGGUGCUAAGGAGAUUGAUAUUGCUGCCACCCUGGAGCACUUGAGGGAUCAGCGGCCGGCUAUGGUCCAGACAAAGGAGCAGUUUGAGUUUGCAUUGACAGCUGUUGCGGAGGAGGUGAACGCCAUACUCAAAGCUCUUCCACAGUGAGAGGUUGACCCACUACCAAGCCUCAGCAGACCUCCCCAGGGAUCUCCCUCCUGUUCUCCUUCUCUCUCCCACGCUUUCUUUCCCCCACUCCUUCUCUCCACCUCUCUGUCUUUGUGGAUGUUGUGCGAGAGAGCGUGACCUGAUCUUAGUUGUGUAUUUAAAAAAAAUCGAUUGUGAACCUAUGGAGCUUGUUUCCAAACAGACAAUUUAGUGCGUCAAGACUUUUACUGAUUGAAAAACAUGUUAAUCUGUUAAGUUACUAGAAUAUAUCAAUGACAGAAAUAUUGUUUUCGUGUGUGUGUAAAUGAUGAUGUUGGCCAUAACAUCUGUAUCAUAUGGCAUAUUUAAGUUAAAAAAAUGUUUUUACUUUGAUCCUAUUAUGCGGUGUACUAAAUCAUACCAUGUAAUGUAUAUUAAAAGGAAAACUGCUUAAUUAGGUCAAGUGAACACUGAUAACAAUGAUGCUGAUGUUAAUUCUAGUUACCAUAGUGAUAAUUACACCAAGCAAUAUGUGUUUCUUCCGCUUGUCCAGACCUGGACAAGUAAUUGUAUGUUGUGGACAACGAUUGUGAGUAAACUUAACUAAUGUCAGUAAACUAAACUAGCUAAUGCCUGCCUCAAGUAAAGCAGUUCUAUGAAUUGGUGUACUGUAUGUACAAUGAAAACGAUAUUGUCAUUUUGUAAAUAAAGCAGAUCAUCUAAUCUAGGGUCUGGAUUCAAUCCGUAUCGCCAAAGUAUCACAGAAGAUCUGGGUUAAAAUGUAAAGGUCAUUUCUAAUUUAGCUGACAUAUGCAGCGUUUACCGUUAAUGCAGUUUUACCGUGAAUGCAGUCUCCGCAACCGCGGGAACAUUGCCUUUAAUUUUCAAUCAUGCUAUAAAGUGGAUCAUCAGUACGGAUUGAAUAAAGCCCUAGAUGUACAUGUAGCAUCAAUGGCUUAAGUGUGAAUAUAAGCUGCCACUGGAUGUCCCUGUGUCUUAUUAACAACUGAGUCCAUAUCUGCGUUCCAAAUGGCAACCCUUUCCUUAUAUACAAUAGAUAACUUCUUUUGACCAGAGCUCUGGUCAAAACAAGUGCACUAUGUAGGGAAUAGGUUGCCAUUUUGGAUGCUGACCAGGCAGGUUUGUCUGCACUACAGGAGUACUGUCAGCUAAAUAAUAAUAAUGAAUAAUAAUAAUAAUAUAUGCCAUUUAGCAGACACUUUUAUCCUGUACAGUCACGCGGGCAUACAGCUCUACCCCAACACUUUCUGCUUUGACUAGACUCAUGCCAUUAGAUCACAAAAUCUUGUGUCAAGCUUUCAUGUUUGUCCAUUGGAUUCUGUGUUUUGUACACCCAAUAUUUUCUGAAUUGCAGAUGAUAUGACCUGUUUUUUUAGCAUACACUCGCACAUGGCUAUUUGAAACUAUUAUUCCCCAAAUGUAUCUCCUUCAGCCUCAAAAUAUAUCAUGUCACCAUGAAGAAAGCCAAGGAUAUGAUUUACUAUUUACUUUGACAAGCCAAGGAUAUAUAAUCAUGCCAUUUGAGACAUUCAUUUCUGAAGAAUAGUAGUGCAAGUACAGAGGGGAAGAUAGUGGAUUGUUAUAUUACAUAUUGGCAUAAACUUAUUUUACCUAUCACAGGUGCUUCCAAAAUGGCACCUGAUUCCCUUUCUAUUACACUUCUUUUCCUUUGGUCCCUGGUCAAAAGUAGUGCACUAUAAAGGGAAUAGGGUGCCAUUUGGAAGGCAUUCAGAGUUCAAGCGGGGCAUGUUAUGUGUCCCAUACUGUCACCACUGCAAAAAGCUUUCAACUAAUUUAUUGCAAGAGCUGGCUGGUCUGUUCCAUUGAUUUGUAUAUAUAUGAUUAUUAAAAAUAAAAAUAAAAAAAAUAUUUUGUUCUAUCAGUGAAGAUAAACUAUUGUGAAUAAAGUCCCAUUAUUGAUGGCGUGUUGUAUUGCAA
Molecule: messenger RNA, 3296 nt
Organism: Salvelinus namaycush (lake trout)
Lineage: Eukaryota; Metazoa; Chordata; Actinopteri; Salmoniformes; Salmonidae
Product: receptor-type tyrosine-protein phosphatase N2-like
Exons: 12
Coding region: 144-1358 (404 amino acids)
Biological process (GO): protein dephosphorylation
Cellular component (GO): secretory granule
Molecular function (GO): protein tyrosine phosphatase activity
Source: RefSeq, a predicted model, not a curated record